Molecule: messenger RNA, 2363 nt
Organism: Nicotiana attenuata
Lineage: Eukaryota; Viridiplantae; Streptophyta; Magnoliopsida; Solanales; Solanaceae
Exons: 9
Coding region: 1111-2061 (316 amino acids)
Source: RefSeq, a predicted model, not a curated record
AGAUAGAAAACAUUAAUGCUCCUAUUAUUAAUACUCCUAUUAAUAAUUUACCAGCAAGCAGUACCCGAAAGGCUACUUUCUACUUUUUCUCAAUUCGAAUCACUCCACUCGACACACUCUCUUUCCCCAAAGCCCUGAACCCCUUCACAGGACAAUCUAAACCCUUUUCCUCCUCCUCCAUCCCGGGCCGCCACCAAUGGCUACGCCCGACGUCUCCGCGGAACCAGUCUUGCGCGUGUUCAACAAUCACGUCCGCACACUUAGCGAGAAACUCAAGCGCAUCGGUGAAAUGGCAGAGUCAGUUUCAAAAGGGACAGAAGAGAGGGAGCAGGUGGGCAAAUGAGAUCGCCACUGAGCAAUGAAAUCAAAUCGAAAUCCGUCACUCCAAUCGGAUCUGUAAUAUUUGUGGAUUCGCAGCUAAGAAAAUAAUCUCUCUCAUGCGUUCUACUCGACCUUGUCUUCUCGGUAAAGUCACUCUACAGUGACUUCAUAGCUUACUACAACAGAUUAAUUAUCAAUAUGCAAGUUAUAUUGAUAAAAUGGAAGAAAGACUUAGUAUCAGUGAAAUUACACCGCUUACUACAGAAUGGACUUGCAAAGUCAAGGCUGUAGACAAAUUUCGGUCGCGAGACAACAGAGAUCAGCGAGUUCGUUUUCAGAUAAUAAUUGUCCAGGAUAUAAACGAGGAACAAAUUUGUGUGAUACUCUAUGGUGACGACAUUAGAUGAUGUGAUAACUUGUUCGAACUUUUUGAGACGUAUCUGAUUUCAACUGCCAAGGUUAGAAAUCCGCAACCUUAUUCAUUGCAUAUCGGCCAGUUUGAAUUGAUCGUCGACAGAUUCACUAUUGUGGAGUCUAUCCCAAAAAAUAAUGAAAAGGAGGCACCGUUACCUCCUCCGUCGAGACUGAGUACGAUUUCUUUCGUCGACGUUGAACAACAGCCUUCCGGUGAUGAAUUUGAUCUAUUAGCUGUGGUAGCAAACUGUGGGGCAAUGCAAAACACCGCUGAUCAGACUAAGAGAUUUCAAGAGGCCAUAGUUAUGGACAAAACAUGAGUCAUAUAAUCUUCUAUUACAUAACAAUAUUUCUAGCUGACACUUAUAAAAGUACAUGUAUAGGAAGAAACCUCUUUUCUUCACUAUAUGGAAAGACUUGGCAAGCAAUGAAGGAACCGAGUUACUGAGACAAGUGAGGCAACUGCAAGAAUAUCCUGUUAUUCUCGCGAAGCGGAUAGCUACCACAAAAUACCAUGGUGUUUCCCGUUUGGAAACAAGAUACAACUCGACAAUCUUAAUCAAUCCCCUAUAUGUGCAAGCAACUGAAUUAUGGAAUUGGGUAAAUGAGAACAAACAAAUGCUAAUCGAAUACACAGUGAAGAGUUCAGCAGAGUCAGCUUCAUCACUUAAUCUUGUAGCUGUUGACAAUGAAAUAUUAUCUGUUUCAGCUAUUGCUAUGCAAACCUCCACUGCGGAAACAUUUUACAUCGAAGGAGAAAUUUCGCUACCUGAGCAUUUCCAACGAUUUUAUCUGCUAGGUUGUUCGGAAUGUAACCAUCUUGUUCGGAGCAAAAUAAAAAGGGACGUUCAAUGCAUAAACUGCAGGCUGCCACGAAUGUUAAUUCUAAGGUGCCACUUUGAGGUAGAAAUUACAGAUAAAACUGGCACAACGACAACAGUGUUUGAAGGCUUGGCCGAAAGAACAUUGUCAAUGAGAGCUGAACAGAUAUAUGAUAUCAUCAGUGUUAAGAAUGAGUUAUUCCCUGUUGCUCAUAUCAAUCGACUACUUGCAGAUAAACUGUUCAGAGUUCAGCUACAAAGGUCAUCAUCCAGAACACCAGACAAAAAUGCAGGUUCUCUGGUCCUUUUAUCAUACACUGAAAAACCAACCAUGUUUCUAACAGAAGAGUCAACAUCUGUGGGUGGUGCCGAGAGAAUUAUGGAAGAAGAGUCAAUACUUGUGACUGAUGCGAAAGGAACUAAGAAACGAAAAAGGGAACCAAGUACUCUACCGAAGCCAAAGUCAAGGUUAGAAAUUCAAAUACCAUAUUUUACCAUGUACUAAUUUUCUUAAAAUGAAUAUUUUAUUUGUACAGAUUGUCGAGGCAGUGAUGUUCGCUCAGAUGGUAUGCGAUGUAUAGACACAUUUUGACAGAUCGUACCGAUCUUUUAACAAGGUUUAGAUAGUUGGCCGCCUUAACAAAGUUUUCCACAUUUUUUGCGUAAAUAGUUGUCAGUAGUGUGUGCCUAUGCUUGUGAAGGCAAUUGGUAUUAUUUUUUGGAUAUUGGAGCGGCCUCCAGAUGUUGUGCAAUGACAUCUUAUAAUUAGGAUCCAUAUACAUUUCCGAAAGUUUACUACGUUUAUCA